AUGGUGCUCCUACCAAAAAGACUGUUUUUCUGUGUUGUUUUGAACGAAAUAGUAGCGGCCGCCCGACUAACAUUAUCAAGCAUUACUGAAGAGGCUCAUGCAGCACAGGAUGCCCCGAUUAUCGUACCGUCAAAUGUUGACCUAGGAGGAUCUAGCAGUGUCAUCGCAAUUAGCAAGCCCACAAGACCAGGCGCACAAAAACAACUCGUUGAAAAGGACUAUGGUAUUAUUCCGGACGGAUUACCUGAAAGGAAAGAUCAAGUCACUCGAGCCAAAGAUCGAUGA
Puccinia graminis f. sp. tritici CRL 75-36-700-3 is the source of this 285-nucleotide messenger RNA. RefSeq lists its product as uncharacterized. Bases 1 to 285 code for a protein of 94 amino acids. The transcript is spliced from 3 exons. NCBI's taxonomy places the organism in Eukaryota, Fungi, Basidiomycota, Pucciniomycetes, Pucciniales, Pucciniaceae. The record is from RefSeq and is a predicted model, not a curated record.